UCUCUGCCCGCCCGGCGCCGCAGCCCCAUGGCCCCGUCCCGGCUGCAGCUCCGCCUCCGCGCAGCCUACUCCGGCAUCAGCUCCGCGGCCGGCUUCUCCAUCUUCCUCGUCUGGACGGUGAUCUACAGACAGCCGGGGACCGCCGCCAUGGGGGGUCUUGCAGGUGUGCUGGCGCUGUGGGUCCUGGUGACACAUGUGAUGUACAUGCAGGACUACUGGAGAACCUGGCUCAAGGGGCUGCGCGGCUUCUUCUUCGUGGGCGUCUUCUUCUCAGCUGUCUCCAUCACCACCUUCUGCACCUUCCUCGUGCUGGCCAUCACCCGGCACCAGAGCCUCACAGACCCCAGCAGCUACUACCUCUCCUGUGUCUGGAGCUUCAUUUCCCUCAAGUGGGCCUUCCUGCUCAGCCUCUACGCCCACCGCUACCGGGCUGACUUUGCCGACAUCAGCAUCCUCAGUGAUUUCUGACCCAGGAACUGAGGUCUCUACACCCUCGGGGGCCUCAGGACCUGGACUCAGCCUCUAAGAUAUCAGGAGGACCUGCCCCUGGCCCCUGGGGACCCCAGAACUGUGGCAGAAAAUACAUAGCAGGACUAGUGCGGUCUCCCAGGAAGCUGCCCAGGCCCCUUUGGGGAGACCAGGGUGCGGUGGAAAGGGGAACAUGUUGCUCCUAGGUGGCCUGGCUGGAGGGCAGAUCUAGACUUCUUCAAAUGCAUCUAUUUUCUUAGCACUCAGUGAGGAAUCUUUGUAAGUAAGGCCAGGGCAACGAAGUAAAAGGGUAGGACCGUCUGACCUUGACCUAUGCCUGGGGGCAGAGGGCAGGGGGCGGGUGAUUUGGUGCCUGCUGCCCAGGUACUGAGACUGGUGGGAACCUGGGGAAAUCAGGUCAGGUAAGGAGUCAUCCCAUCCUGUUACUCCCCGCCACCACCCCCCAGUCAGGCAGCUUAACUCAUCAGUCCCAGGGGCGGUACAUCUGGCUCUUUCCCCAAGGCCUGGGGAGUUGAGUGCUCAGUGUCCCUCCUCCUGCCGUUCCACCCAGGGCUGGUCUCCCAUGAGUGUGCUAGAGCCAGAAAGCCAUUCACCUUUCUCUCUCACACAUACACGCCCAAGAUCAGGACUCCCCAGACGAUGCCAGACUGAGGGGAAUGUGCGCCUGCCCCUAGAGGGGCUCUGGAGAAGGGGCAACAUGGCGCAGGCUGGAAGGAACCCCUGCAUCCAGCCCUGCGUUCCCCUCUGCCUUCUCACACCUGCCCUUUUGCACUCAGACCUGGCCAUGAGACACCUCUCCUACUCCAGCCCUUGCUCACUGCCCUUCAACCAGAGCUUUUAUCUUUUUUAGUCACCCUUUUGAAGGACAAAAUCUGCUUUUCUGCCCAUACACUGGCCCAAGGGCUCACCUAACUCGGGAGGGAAGGGGCUAUCAUUACAUGUCUUUUUGUUAGGUUGCCAUUUUGCACUGUCUACCCCUUUCCCACCUGGUGUGUUUUGCCCUCAGCUCUUUGCCUUAUCUGUGUCACUGUCAUUUUAGCAGAAAUACAGCGGCCAUUUGUAUCAUA
Galeopterus variegatus (Sunda flying lemur) is the source of this 1556-nucleotide messenger RNA. It is a transcript of the gene SLC48A1, whose product is annotated as solute carrier family 48 (heme transporter), member 1. Gene Ontology annotation, molecular function: heme binding; heme transmembrane transporter activity. The transcript has 3 exons. Bases 28 to 468 code for a protein of 146 amino acids. NCBI's taxonomy places the organism in Eukaryota, Metazoa, Chordata, Mammalia, Dermoptera, Cynocephalidae. Gene Ontology annotation, biological process: heme transport. Gene Ontology annotation, cellular component: plasma membrane; lysosomal membrane. The record is from RefSeq and is a predicted model, not a curated record.